UCCCUCGCGCCUGGAUCCCGGCCUGCAGGGGGAUCCCAGCUCUCCUCUCUCUCCUCUCUCUCCUCUCAGGGACCGACGGGACAGACAUGGCUGACGGAGCUCGUGAGGACAGAGACGGCUGAUCUUCUGUACAUCAACGCGUACGGGUCUGAGAGCCAUGGGCUUCGGCUGGAUAUGAAGGCGACGGCGAUCUUCGGCGUAAUUUACAGGUUAAAUAGCCCGGGAGGGGAGAGGUGAGGUGAGGCUGAUGCUGGCAGCACCAACACUGUGAAAUAAACUACAAUCUCAUUAGGAGAGGCCAGCAGAUACCCCAGAGCCAUCAAAAUGUCUAAAAGCAAGAGCUCUGAAUCCGUUAAGGUAGUGGUGCGUUGCCGCCCCAUGAAUGAGAAGGAGCGAGCCGCCAACUUCGAGAGGGUGGUUUCGGUGGAUGUGAAGUUUGGGCAAGUGGCUGUGCGCAACUCUCGAGGAGCGUCUUCCCAUGAGCACCCGAAAGUGUUCACCUUUGAUUCAGUCUACGACUGGAAUUCGAAGCAGAUGGAGCUCUACGAUGAGACUUUCCGACCGCUAGUGGACUCUGUACUCUUUGGCUUCAAUGGGACCAUCUUUGCAUACGGCCAGACGGGCACCGGAAAGACUUACACGAUGGAAGGGGUGCGAAACGACCCUGACAGGAGGGGCGUCAUCCCGAACUCCUUCGAACACAUUUUCACACACAUCUCCCGCUCUCAGAACCAGCAAUACUUGGUGAGGGCUUCCUACUUGGAGAUUUAUCAAGAAGAGAUCAGGGACCUUUUAUCGAAAGACCAAUCGCGUCGGCUGGAGCUCAAAGAGAGACCGGAUACGGGUGUCUACGUUAAAGACCUCUCUUCAUUCGUCACUAAAAGUGUUCGUGAGAUUGAGCAUGUGAUGAACGUGGGGAACCAGAACCGCUCGGUUGGCGCAACUAACAUGAACGAGCACAGCUCUCGCUCUCAUGCCAUCUUCGUCAUCACCAUCGAAUGCAGUGAGUUGGGUCCGGAUGGGGAGAACCACAUUCGGGUUGGGAAACUCAACCUUGUUGACCUGGCGGGAAGUGAAAGGCAGACCAAAACUGGUGCUCAGGGCGAGCGCUUGAAAGAAGCCACCAAAAUCAAUCUCUCUUUGUCAGCUUUGGGCAACGUCAUCUCAGCGCUGGUGGAUGGGAGAAGCACCCACAUCCCAUACCGUGACUCUAAACUUACAAGACUGCUUCAGGAUUCCUUGGGCGGAAAUGCCCGUACGGUGAUGGUUGCCAACAUCGGACCUGCUUCCUACAAUUUGGAGGAGACGCUGACCACGCUACGCUAUGCAAAUCGCGCCAAAAACAUCAAGAACAAACCCCGCGUCAACGAAGACCCCAAGGAUGCCCUGCUUCGGGAGUUUCAGGAGGAGAUUGCCCGCUUGAAAGAACAGUUGGAGAAGAGGUCUGGCAGGAAGAGGAGGAAAAGGAGGAGAAGGAGGGUUGGAGAAGGAGGGGAGGAGUUAGAAGAUGGAGAGGAUGAUGAGGAGGAGGAUGACGACGAUGAAGAGGACGAAGAGGAUGGAAUGAGUGCAGAUAAGAACAUCACAGAUUAUUGGCGGGAACAACAAGAGAAGCUGGAGAAGGAGAGGAAGGCCAUCAUGGAGGACCACAGCCUGGUGGCCGAGGACAAACAGCGGCUGCUGAAAGAGAAAGAGAGGAAGAUGGACGAUCUUUGCAAAGAGAAGGAGGCGUCAGAGAUGCUGGCGGCCAAAGUUAAGGCCAUGGAAAGCAAGCUGCUGGUGGGAGGAAAGAACAUUGUCGACCACACCAAUGAGCAGCAGAGGAUUCUGGAGCUGAAGAGGCAGGAGAUAGCCGAACAGGUACACAGAAAAGGCGGAAAGGAGAUGCAGCAGGAGAUGGAGUGUCGUGACGAAGAGACGCUGGAGCUCAAAGAGACGUACACCCUGCAGCAGGAAGUUGACAUUAAGACCAAGAAACUGAAAAAGCUCUUUUCCAAGCUGCAGUCUGUGAAGGCGGAGAUUCAGGACGCCCAGGACGAACACGUCAAAUACAGGCAGGAGCUGGAGCAGACGCAGAAUGAGUUGACCAGAGAACUCAAACUUAAACAUCUGAUCAUAGAGAACUUCAUCCCAACGGAGGAGAAGAACAAGAUCGUCACGAGAGCCACUUUUGAUGAAGAAGAUGACCUUUGGAAGAUGACCCCCAUCACUCGCAUUCAAAAUGAUCAGCAGAUGAUGAAAAGGCCUGUUUCUGCAGUGGGCUACAGACGGCCUCUGAGUCAGCACGCCCGUAUGGCCAUGUUGAUGCGGCCUGAUGUCAGAUACAAGGCUGAGAAUAUCUUGCUGCUGGAGUUGGACCUUCCCACUCGGACCACAAAAGACUACGAGGGGCCGGUGAUCGCUCCUAAAGUGGCUGCGGCUCUGGAGGACGCUCUGAGGGAGGAAGAUGAGAUCCAGGUGGACGCCUCUGGUCUUCGUGCCAGCCUGGGCUCCAGUCCAGGCCUCAGUGCCUCAGCUGCUGGGUUUUCCAAGAAACCAAAGUCAGGCCGCCCAAAAACUGGCAAGAAGGUGAGCACUCCAACUUCAGCUCACAGCCCUUUGUCCGGCUCAGGGUCCCCUCUUUACCCACAGUCCCGAGGCCUUGUGCCAAAGUGAAAAUAAUGAAAACCUUCACCGCUCCAUGUAAACUGACUGGCUUUGGCAUUAAAGUUGUCAUUUUUAGACAGA
This is a messenger RNA of Puntigrus tetrazona (Sumatra barb), 2727 nucleotides long. RefSeq names its product kinesin-like protein KIF3B. Gene Ontology annotation, molecular function: ATP binding; microtubule motor activity; microtubule binding. The record is from RefSeq and is a predicted model, not a curated record. NCBI's taxonomy places the organism in Eukaryota, Metazoa, Chordata, Actinopteri, Cypriniformes, Cyprinidae. Gene Ontology annotation, biological process: microtubule-based movement.